Messenger RNA from Nothobranchius furzeri (turquoise killifish), 1518 nucleotides. It is a transcript of the gene cnot8, whose product is annotated as CCR4-NOT transcription complex, subunit 8. NCBI's taxonomy places the organism in Eukaryota, Metazoa, Chordata, Actinopteri, Cyprinodontiformes, Nothobranchiidae. Gene Ontology annotation, molecular function: nucleic acid binding; poly(A)-specific ribonuclease activity. The record is from RefSeq and is a predicted model, not a curated record. Gene Ontology annotation, cellular component: CCR4-NOT core complex; CCR4-NOT complex; P-body.
CAGCAGGUGGCGCUGUGACUGCUGAGGCGGAGAGUGGCAAGAAAACGAAGCAGGAAGCGUUAUUAGCAUUAGUCUACAGGGUACAUCCAGGCAAUUCCAGAUUAUUUAGUUUUUAUUUAAGGCACUGCCCCCCCUCCCCCCGCCCCAUCCCCAUCUGCAAGACUCUUGGGAUUGGAGCGCACCAGCGGACCCGCCAACAUGCCAGCCGCUCUGCCAGACUCCAGUCAGAUAAUCUGUGAAGUCUGGGCGAGCAAUGUGGAGGAAGAAAUGAGGAAGAUCCGACAGAUUAUUCAGAGCUACAACUACGUCGCUAUGGACACAGAAUUCCCCGGAGUCGUGGUCCGACCGAUCGGUGAGUUUCGCAGCACCGUGGACUACCAGUACCAGCUGCUUCGGUGCAAUGUGGACCUCCUGAAGAUCAUCCAGCUUGGGCUCACAUUCAUGAACGAAGAUGGCGAUUAUCCUCCAGGCAUGACGACGUGGCAGUUCAACUUCAAGUUCAACCUGACAGAGGACAUGUACUCUCAGGACUCCAUAGACCUGCUCCAGAACUCAGGCCUGCAGUUCAAGAAACACGAAGAGGAGGGAAUCGACACGCUCUACUUUGCCGAGCUCCUGAUGACGUCGGGCCUGGUUCUGUGUGAAAACGUCAAGUGGCUGUCCUUCCACAGUGGCUACGACUUCGGUUACCUGGUGAAGCUGCUGACGGACGCUCGGCUCCCUGAAGAGGAACACGACUUCUUUCAGAUCCUCAACUUGUUCUUCCCAGCGAUCUACGACGUCAAGUAUCUGAUGAAGAGCUGCAAGAGUUUAAAGGGCGGACUGCAGGAGGUGGCGGACCAGCUGGAGCUGAAGAGGAUCGGGCGACAGCACCAGGCCGGGUCGGACUCGCUGCUCACAGGGAUGGCGUUCUUCAGGAUGAAAGAGCUUUUCUUUGAAGACAACAUCGAUGAUGCCAAGUACUGUGGGAGGCUGUACGGCCUGGGCUCAGGCUCCAACCAACCCCAGAACGGCAUUUCCAGUUCGGGUCAGGAGGAGACCAACAACAAGCACUGACGGAGCACCUCACACACUCACACGGCCGUUUUUAAAGCCAGCCAGCAGACGUCCCUCUUCCAGAGAGAAUCUGAGCCUCCCAGCUGAGUGACUCCCCGGUGGACUCGCCCAUCCUUCAGCGGCUCCUGAUUUUUUUAAAUCACCUUUUAAGCGAGUCGACGUCACGUAGUCCGAACACUUUUAAAUCUGCUUUUACGGCGCUGCUCCUGUGUCCGACUGGGAUUUUAGAGACUUCAGUUCAGUCAGACAGCUGAUAUGAAUUUUUCUUUUGCUGGGAUUUAAUUUUCCGUGUCGACGCCCGACGGCCUGUACAGUAAAAUGCUUUAGAUCAUUCCAAAGCUGCAGGAACUUGUGAGCGAGCUCUGUGUGGGAACGUGUCAGUCAUCCAUCAGCUCCACUGUUUCACGUUCUGCUUGGUUUUCAGCUGUUGUACAUUAAACUGUUUUGUAUUUUAAUUGUAAA